This is a messenger RNA of Rhinocladiella mackenziei CBS 650.93, 1830 nucleotides long. RefSeq lists its product as uncharacterized. Gene Ontology annotation, cellular component: ERMES complex. The record is from RefSeq and is a predicted model, not a curated record. The transcript has a single exon. Gene Ontology annotation, molecular function: lipid binding. NCBI's taxonomy places the organism in Eukaryota, Fungi, Ascomycota, Eurotiomycetes, Chaetothyriales, Herpotrichiellaceae. The coding region runs from base 1 to 1830 and encodes 609 amino acids. Gene Ontology annotation, biological process: mitochondrion organization; phospholipid transport.
AUGGCCUUCAAUUUCAACUGGUCGCCCUUGUCUACGGAUGCCGGUUUCCUCCCUCGAGCGCAAGAACUCCUCACAAAUGCCCUCAAUCGAGCCGACCCCAAGCCUGCCAUCAUCGUCGACGACAUUGUUGUGAACGAGCUCAAUUUGGGUGAUGUACCUCCCGAGUUGGAAAUCUUGGAAAUCGGUGACCUUGCAGAGGAUAGAUUCCGAGGCACAUUCAAGAUGAUGUACAAAGGGAAUGCAUACCUCACCCUUAAGACCAAAGUUCAAGCCAAUCCAUUGAAUACGUAUUUGCGCACGCGAUCGGCAUUUGCAUCACCUCAGCCUUUGGCUGCCGACACCGGUCUCACCAUUCCUCUACAGAUCACCCUAUCAGAGUUCCGAUUGUCUGGAUUCAUUAUACUGGUCUUCUCUCGACAGAAGGGCUUGACCCUGGUUUUCCGAAAUGAUCCUCUCGAGUCCCUCCGCGUGUCCUCCACUUUCGACUCCAUACCUUUUGUGGCCAAUUUCUUGCAGAGGGAAAUCGAGAAUCAAUUGCGUGGCCUCCUGAUGGAUGAACUCCCUGCCAUCAUUCAUCGAUUAUCGCUGCGCUUGUGGGUGCCGGAGCAUAAUGCACGUGAAGAACGUGAGCUCGGAACAACACAAGUUUCAAAGGAUGAGAUUGUCGUUGAUCCGCUGGCUAGCCCGCCGCAGGAUCCGGUCGACUCUACUGGAGCUGUAUUAACUCCAACAGAAGUUGCGUCAUUGUCGCUGGAUUCGUCGGUAGAAACUCAGUCAUUGUUUUCACGGAAGAACUUGGUACGACUUGCAGCCUUGACCGACUCCCACCGUACACUAUCACUGUUUACUCCAUCAAUCCGGGAUGCUGUCUUUAGAGCAUGGACAGGCCCAUUGGAACGAGGGGAGAUGGCUGGACUUUAUCCUCGGGCAACAACUCCAGCACUGUCUAGAACCCAUUCAUACACCGGAAGUUUGAGUACUACAACAGCUUAUACAUUUGACAGCGCCUCACAGGCCCGACCGGCUCUCCCUGGCUUCGCCUCUGCUAGUCAUGGCCUGAGUAUGGGCACCGGACGCCACGGACAAGGUCAUAGACAACGCAAGAGGAAGAAGCGUGUGGUAGAUUUGCGUCCCCAUCCAGAGACUGGAGAGCCUGAGCUGGUCGUGGAAGACGGAUCAACCGCUGACACCGCUAGCGUGUCUGAAAGCACAUCGACGGCACCCUCUGUCUUCUCAGCACCGGCAGUCACAAUGUCCUCUGAUCCUACGCGAGGCCUUGACCCCGUCACGCCGCCUAGAUCUCCUGUUGCUGCCAAACAGCCAGGAACUCUCGACGGAGGACGUCAUCGGGUUUCGGAAGUGCGCGGUGCUAGUCAAGGUGUCCCUGGCCCUGUCGUCCCACGUCAAACCGACGAACCUACAACAGAGAUACAGAAUACUCCGCGGGCCAAGAGCCCUCACGCGACGCACCGCUUACGACCUCAAAGAAUAAUUUCCACUUCCUUCGGUGACGUCGGGACGCCGAGAGCAUCAAUAUAUUUGCCAGAUCAGAAAGAGGCUCCCGUUUCGCAAGAAGUUAUGGAGCCCCCGACUCUUCACAGUGAAAAAUCUGGGCCCCUUCCCGAGGCGGAUCUUUCACGCUCAGCACUUCCUAGUUUCCUUCAAUUCGUCACCGAUCCAUCCAAUGCUAGAAGUAUAGCCGAACGUGCUUGGAUGAUGAAAGUGGCCAAUGAAGUGGCCAAACGAUACGAAGAGGAAAGGCUGAAAGGUAGUUUUGGACCAGUAUCUCCUCGUGAGGAAGCAGGACCACCUCCUGCUUACGCGCAAUGA